AUGGUCUUCAUGGACAAAAUGUUUACGCAUUUACCACAUUUGAAAGAACUAAAUUUUUCGAAUAAUCAUAUCGAGUAUAUGACAUUAUCGCCCUCUACAACUUUGACCACAUUCAGAUUAUCAGGAAACCACUUAACUAAGUUUCCCAAGUUUUGUGAACAAAGUAAAGCUUUAUUUCCAAAUCUACAGAAACUUUAUAUCGACAGAAAUUGCAUAUACAAAAUUGCUAGUAGCAGAAUAGAUUGCCUCAAGAAACUCAAAUACCUGAAUAUAUCUGAAUUGCACAUGGAGAUUAUACCAAAUAAUCUGUUUAGCAAAUUAACUUCACUGAGAAGAUUGUAUAUUGAACAUAGUGAUAGUCUGAAGAGUAUACACCCUUUAGCUUUCAACAGUUCUAGUUUGGACACUCUCUUCAUUCGCAGCAACAAAUUAUUUUUUUAUGAACCUUAUGUUAACCCACGGUCAAUUUUAGCCAACACUCCGAAUUUAAAAUACUUGGACAUUUCUGACAAUAUUUUGGGCAAGAUGUCUGAACGUGAUUGGACAGAAAUGCUAAAAUGUGUGCCGAAGUUAUUGUUCUUGGGUAUUAGCAUGGGAGAGAUCGAAAAGCUCCCAGAAGUCGUUCCCGGGUAUCUACACAAUCUGAAUGAUUUUAGAGCUGAAUACAAUGGAAUUACCAAAAUCCCAGCGAAUUAUUUGUCACCAUUGAAGAAACUGCUACAGCUCUAUCUAAACGACAACAAACUAUCAAAAAUCAACGAGGGCGACCUUCCUAAAUCUUUAGAAAUCAUCAAUUUAGCCUUUAACCCGUUUGUUUGUGACUGUAGAUUACUUUGGUUUAAGAACUUCAUUGAGAAAAAUCCCCAAAUUUUCCCCUACUAUCCGCGACUGUAUUUAUGUGAAAAUGAGAAGCCACUCGCUGAUUUUAGAAUCACAAUUAAAUCUUGCCUCUUUAGCCAGAAAAUUAACAACAUUAUUAUGAGUACUUCCUUAGGUUUGGUGUGUUUAGUAUUGGGAUUUUCUGUCGUUUACCACUACAGAUGGCGUUUGCGGUAUUUUGUUCACGUUUUGAAUCUCCACAGAAGGAAAUAUUUCAGUUCAAACGGUCAGAGAUUUCUAUAUGAUAUAUAUGUAGUCUGUGCUAAUAUCAGCUGUGAAGAAGUAUAUAUUAGAGAAAACUUGGUUACAAUAUUGGAAAACGAUGGUAAAACAGUUUUCUUUCCUCGACGUGACGCAUCACCAAAUAAACCAACUGUGACACAAACAUUAGAACAAAUGGAUAGAAGUAAAUGUAUUCUAAUCUGUAUUUCUGAUGCCUUUUCUUCAGACCAACUCUGUGAAUUUCAAGUUAACAUGGCAUUAGAACGUUCAAUACACGAUAGAGACUGUACAGUUAUUGUUGUUAUUUUAGAAGAACUUUCUCCUGAUAAUGUCAAUAAAACAAUCAAUCAUUUAUUAAGGACACAUCAAAAUUAUCUUCUUUGGGAUGAAGAAGUAGAGGCAAAUGCGUUAUUUUGGAGAAAAUUUAAUGAAUAUAUUUGA
Molecule: messenger RNA, 1542 nt
Organism: Lottia gigantea (owl limpet)
Lineage: Eukaryota; Metazoa; Mollusca; Gastropoda; Lottiidae
Exons: 1
Coding region: 1-1542 (513 amino acids)
Biological process (GO): inflammatory response; immune response; toll-like receptor signaling pathway
Cellular component (GO): membrane
Molecular function (GO): protein binding; transmembrane signaling receptor activity
Source: RefSeq, a predicted model, not a curated record